AUGGUUACCAGACAGGCGUCGCAUCCCAUAAGGACUGCGUCCCCGCGCGGCAUCCUCUCGCCACCCCGCGCACACUCUUCUCGCCUCCCCGCGCGCGCUUUUCUUGCCUCCCCGCGCGGCCUCCUCUCACCAUCCCGCGCGUGCUCCUCUCGCCUCCCCUCGCGUGCUCCUCUCGCCUUCAUAGCGCGCGAAUCUCUUGCCUCCCCGCGCGGCCUCCUCUCACCUCGUUGCGCGUCCUCCUCUCGCCUGCCCCACGCGUGCUUCUCUCGCCUCCCCGCGCGUGCUACUCUCGCCUCCCCUCGCGUGCUCCUCGACCCCCCCCCCGCGCGCGCGGCUCUUGCCUCCCCGCGCAUCCUUCUCUCGCCUCACCUUGCGUGCUCCACUCGCCUCCCCGCGUGUGCUCUUCUCUCCUCAUCUUUCGGCGUGACCGCGCCACCGCGCGCGUGCGCCUCUCUCCAUGCCUUGCGUAAUCUAUCGCCUCCCCGCGCGUGCUCUUCUCUCCUCACGUUGCUUGCUUCUCUCGCCUUCCCAUGCGUGCUCCUCUCUCCUCACCCUGCGUGCUCCUCUCGCCUCCCCGCGCGUGCUCCUCUCUCCUCACCUUGCGUGCUCCUCUCGCCUCCCUGCGCGUGCUCCUCACCCUCUCCCCCUAUCCAUCCUGAAACGUCGUCGUGCCUCAUUGCGACGGUUGCGUUCACCACUCCGCGACCACCCACUUUCGACGUAUGCGUGUCCCCACCACUCCCCACUAUCCUGACAGGGGCCCCGACGUUUCCUCACUCGGGAAGCCCGUGCACACGCCCACGUUUCUCCUCCCUGCGCGCCCUCCUUUCUCGUAAGCCCGUGCGCCAUCCUCUCGCCUCCCGCGUGCGCUCUUCUCGCCUCCUGCGCGGCAUCCUAUCGCCGCCCCGCGCGCGCUCCUCUUGCCUCCCCGCACGUCCUCCAUUCACCUUGCGUGCUCCUCUCUCCUCACCUUGCGAAGCUCCUCUCUCCUCACCUUGCGUGCUCCUCUCGCCUCACCUUGCGUGCUCCUCUCUCCUCCCCUUGCGUCCUCCUCUAUCCUCACCUUGCGUGCUCCUUGCGGAGAUUCACUCUACAACGGUAGUGAGCUAG
Closterium sp. NIES-65 is the source of this 1110-nucleotide messenger RNA. The record is from the annotation of a GenBank genome assembly. NCBI's taxonomy places the organism in Eukaryota, Viridiplantae, Streptophyta, Zygnematophyceae, Desmidiales, Closteriaceae.